AUGUCGCAGACAGGGGAGGCGCAGGUGCCGCUGUUGCAGACCGAGGAGGCGGACGCCGAGUGGAGCUCCAAACCGCGCCGCAUUGCUCUCUUCGUCGAGCCGUCGCCCUUUGCUUACAUUUCCGGCUACAAGAAUCGGUUUCAGAACUUCAUCAAGCAUCUACGAGAGAUGGGCGAUGAGGUAUUGGUGGUGACUACUCACAAGGGAGCUCCUGAGGAGUUCCAUGGAGCAAAGGUCAUUGGCUCGUGGAGUUUUCCAUGUCCUCUGUACCAAAAUGUUCCACUCUCGCUGGCAUUGAGCCCCAGAAUAUUUUCUGAGGUGAAUAAAUUCAAGCCGGACAUAAUCCAUGCGACUUCACCUGGAAUUAUGGUUCUCGGCGCUCUGGCUAUAGCAAAGAUGAUAUCAGUUCCAAUGGUGAUGUCUUAUCACACACAUCUUCCAGCGUACAUACCGAGAUACAAUUUAAAUUGGUUACUUGAGCCCACAUGGGGUUUUAUAAGAUGCCUCCACAGAUCAGCAGAUCUUACUCUAGUUCCUUCGGUGGCUAUUGCUGAAGACUUUGAAACUGCUAAAGUGGUACCAGCAAACAGAAUACGGCUUUGGAAUAAGGGUGUAGAUUCUGAAAGCUUUCAUACUAAAUAUCAGAGGCAUGAAAUGCGUGCCAGAUUGAGUGGUGGUGAACCAGAAAAACCAUUGGUAAUACAUGUGGGCCGUUUUGGACGUGAAAAAAAUUUGGAUUUUCUGAAAAGGGUUAUGGAGAGGCUUCCAGGAGCAAGGAUUGCCUUUGUUGGAGACGGGCCAUACAGGGCUGAGUUGGAAAAAAUGUUCAUGGGCAUGCCUGCAGUUUUUACUGGAAUGCUCCAAGGUGAGGAGCUCUCACAAGCGUACGCCAGUGCCGAUGUAUUUGCAAUGCCUUCAGAGUCUGAGACCCUCGGGCAAGUAGUGCUGGAGUCCAUGGCUUCUGGAGUCCCAGUCGUCGCUGCUCGUGCUGGAGGGAUACCUGAUAUAAUACCCAAGGACAAGGAGGGUAAGACAAGCUUUUUGUUUACACCCGGAGAUCUCGAUGAGUGUGUGAGGAAGAUAGAGCAGCUCCUCAAUUCAAAAGAUCUCAGAGAGACCAUUGGAAAGGCUGCCAGGGAAGAGAUGGAGAAGUGUGACUGGAGAGCAGCCUCAAAGAAAAUCCGCAAUGAGCACUACAGCACUGCAAUAUCGUACUGGCGGAAGAAGAUGGGCAAAACUAACUAG
Molecule: messenger RNA, 1245 nt
Organism: Miscanthus lutarioriparius
Lineage: Eukaryota; Viridiplantae; Streptophyta; Magnoliopsida; Poales; Poaceae
Source: the annotation of a GenBank genome assembly